Molecule: messenger RNA, 1852 nt
Organism: Larimichthys crocea (large yellow croaker)
Lineage: Eukaryota; Metazoa; Chordata; Actinopteri; Sciaenidae
Product: E3 ubiquitin-protein ligase ZNRF2
Exons: 4
Coding region: 469-1056 (195 amino acids)
Biological process (GO): protein K48-linked ubiquitination; proteasome-mediated ubiquitin-dependent protein catabolic process
Cellular component (GO): intracellular membrane-bounded organelle; cytoplasm; membrane
Molecular function (GO): ubiquitin protein ligase activity
Source: RefSeq, a predicted model, not a curated record
AGAGCUGCCUCACAGGGGGGAGGAGGGCAAUCCCUGCUUUUAUUUUUCUUUCCAGACGGCCACAGUUGAGCACAAAAACAAACUUGAACCAGAUGGACUGUGUGUCGACACUUGCGCCAAUGUCCUCGUCUGAAGCGGAGGAACUGAAGAUUUACACCAGAAGAGAUUUUACCUUUUUAUUUUUCCAUUGUUGAAAAAAAGGGAAGGGCUCUGCCAAAAAAACAAAAACAAAAAAAAAACGACCAUUUGGAAAUUAAGUUAUGCGUCAGUGAGUGCGCACUUCACGCAGAGCGCACUGUGAAACUUUAAGAUGUUGGAUCGCAUCGCAUUUAUGGUUGUCCAUGAAUCAGGCUUUAUUUCCUUUGUUGGUGUCAGUUCACUGUGAGUGUCAUGUGUCGUGGCUAAAAAACAACAACAACAACAACUUUAAAACGCACAAAAAACCUGUGGAGGUAAACGUGAGACAGCAUGGGGACCAAACAGAGCAGCCCAGUAUUUGAUGGCAGAACUCGAGCUUAUUCCAGCUCCGAUCUCCCAUCUGGAAACUCCAGCGGGGGGGAAAGGAUUGCGGGGUUCAGGUACACCAAUGGACCAGAUGGCCCCCGGAUCAGGUACACGGGUGGUGGGCCAACAAGCUCCGGGCGUAGUAUACCGGCCAGCGGCAGGUCAGGGUCACACGUACUCAAUCAGAGCCUCGAUGGCACGGAUGGUGACGACGAGGGCCAGCUGCCUCCUGACGGCCACAGGCUCCUCAUAGGGUCCCUACCGGCUCACCUGUCCCCUCACCUGCUAGGAGGCUUCCACUGUCCUGUUUGCUCCAAGUUUAUGGCAUCGGAUGAAAUCGAGAAACACCUGCUCAUGUGUUUCAGCAAAACGCGCCUCACCUACAACAAGGACAUCCUGUCUAGAGACUCUGGGGAAUGUGCCAUCUGUUUAGAAGAGCUGGAGCAGGGAGACACCAUUGCCAGGCUGCCCUGCCUCUGUAUCUACCAUAAAGGGUGUAUAGAUGAGUGGUUUGAGGUGAAUCGCUCAUGCCCGGAGCAUCCCGCGGACUAGGAGCUGCAUGAGUACAGUUUCAGUCAACUGUCCCUGUACCUCACCCCAACACUGUCUGUUCCAGCUGAGCUCCUCAGGGAUUGUAAGACAUUAUAGUGUACAGGAUUUUUCAUAUUGCCUCAUGGAAUAUUGGUGGACUGUGGAUAUGUUUCUCUAGACGUCGUGGGACGUUCAAAAGAACCACUGAUGGAGUCAUUUUGUCUCCAGAAAUAUUAUGUGAAUGUUCCUUAUGCCAUCUGCUGGUCUAAAGUGGGUUCAUGCAACCUGGGAUCUGAACUGAACUGUUUUGCUGAGCAGGGUGUGGUUUUACAGCAGAGGACAUGUAUAACCAAAAUGGUGGGAGACUAACGUCUCUUUCAGCAGAGAUUUAAGGUUCAGAAAACCGAAGGCUGAUGUUGUGCAAUUUAAACAGCCAUACAAAAUUAUAUCAGCUUUAAGGGAUGAUUACAGUGUUGAUGGUGGUUAGGAAAUAGAUAUUAAUUUUAUUGCAAUAUUUGGCUAUCGUUGUUUGUUAAACAAUCAUGUGUCCUAGACCAAAUAGUCUAAUGUGAAAUAGUAUGACUUUGUUAAUCACCAGGCCUUUCAGAACCACAGUAAUGUGAUUGUGUAGUUUAGUGGUGAGAUUAAAUAUAGGCUCAAACAUAUCUAAUGAUGAUUCAUGCUCACUCAAAGGAGUGUCAUAAUAUGCUGCUAUGUCAUAGACUGGAAAGUUUUCUUAUAACCUAUGAACCUUUGUUCAUUGUACUUUCUAUUUGUACUGUAAUGGAUUGCACAAGAAUAAAUGUUUUGUCUUGUC